GGGGGAGGAAGAGGCGGAGUUCAGGGAUGGGGGAGUGUCAGUUACAGCUAGUAUAUAAGCAGGCAACGACCGUCAGCCAUAGCAAUUCCUACUUACACAAGCGUCAGCCAUGAAGGGUGUGAGCGUCAUCGUCCUCUGCUGCGUCCUGGCGGCGUCCUCGGCGGACGAGAGGCGAGGAUCCAACAGGUUCUUCACAGGAGGCUUCAACAACGGCUUCGGCGGCGGCGGCUUCGGCGGCAGUGGCUUCGGCGGCGGCUUCGGCGGCACUGGCUUCGGCGGUGUCGGGGGAUUCCAAGGAGGCGGUAUUGGCGGCUUCCCUGGGGGUGUCGGCGGCUUCCCAGGGGCCGGAAUCUCCCAAGGAUCCAGCGGCUGCAGGUACUGGUGCAGGAACCCCGAGAACCAAGUGUACUGCUGCGAGACCGAUCUUGAGAGGGGCCCCGUCGGCACCAAGCCCCUCGACUGCCCCCUCGUGCGCCCCACGUGCCCGGUCAGCGUGCGCGGCCUGCGCCCCAUCACCUGCUCCAACGACUACAAGUGCGGCGGGGUUGACAAGUGCUGCUUCGACAGGUGCCUGCAGGAGCACGUGUGCAAGCCCCCCUCCUUCUUCGGCUAAAAACUGAACCAAACCUCUUCAGCUAAAACUAAAUAAUAUAAUAAAUACAUGUAAUAAAUCCA
Messenger RNA from Penaeus vannamei (Pacific white shrimp), 675 nucleotides. NCBI's taxonomy places the organism in Eukaryota, Metazoa, Arthropoda, Malacostraca, Decapoda, Penaeidae. The record is from RefSeq and is a predicted model, not a curated record.